This is a messenger RNA of Motacilla alba alba, 1793 nucleotides long. RefSeq names its product synaptosome associated protein 29 (gene SNAP29). Gene Ontology annotation, molecular function: syntaxin binding; SNAP receptor activity. Gene Ontology annotation, biological process: synaptic vesicle fusion to presynaptic active zone membrane; exocytosis; synaptic vesicle priming. The transcript has 5 exons. The coding region runs from base 177 to 935 and encodes 252 amino acids. The record is from RefSeq and is a predicted model, not a curated record. Gene Ontology annotation, cellular component: SNARE complex; plasma membrane. Lineage: Eukaryota; Metazoa; Chordata; Aves; Passeriformes; Motacillidae.
GCGCGCUCACCCCGCCCCGCGGGGGGGAAGGCAGUCGGUGGCUGCCCCGGCGUUCCGCCCGGAGCUCGGCGCUGUUGGGCAGCGGAAGCAGCGGAGCGGCCGCGGCCCGAGGCGGGGGUUCGGGGGUUCCGUGAGGGGCGAGGACUCUCUGCGGACAUUCUCACGGUCGGCGGGCCAUGUCGGCGCUCCCGAGGAGCUACAACCCGUUCGCGGAGGACGAGGAGGAGGAGGAUGUGGCGCCGGCGGGUCCCGGCGGGGCGGGCGGCGCGGACCGGCAGCGGUACCUGCAGCAGGAGGUGCUGCGCCGCACCGCCGCCACCGCCGACAGCACCACCCGCUCCCUGUCGCUGCUCUACGAGUCCGAGCGCAUCGGCGUGGCUGCCUCCGAGGAGCUCGUCCGGCAGGGAGAGGCUCUGAAGCGCACGGAGCAGAUGGUGGAUAAAAUGGACCAGGACUUGAAAACAAGUCAAAGGCACAUCAACAGCAUCAAGAGUGUUUGGGGGGGCUUGGUAAACUACUUCAAAGCCAAACCACCAGAGAGCAAGCCAGAGCAGAAUGGAGCCCCUGAAUAUUAUGCUAACAGCAGGUUAAAAGAAGCAAUGAUGUCUAGUAAAGAACAAGAGUCAAAAUACCAGGAAAGCCAUCCAAAUUUAAGGAAGCUAGAUGAUUCAGACAAUGACUUCAACAAAGCAGAUGUAGUUUCUUCAGUGCAAAGGGAUGCCUACCCAAAGAACCAGCAACUGCGAGCUUACCACCAGAAAAUUGAUACCAACUUAGAUGAGAUGUCUUCUGGGCUGAGUCGCCUGAAAAGCCUCGCUCUUGGCCUGCAGACUGAAAUAGAAGAGCAGGAUGAUAUGUUGGAUCGGCUCACAAAGAAAGUAGAGACACUGGAUGUCAACAUUAAAAACACUGAUAGGAAAGUCCGACAGCUUUAAAGGAUUUUUAGAAUUUCUUUUGUCCAAUGUUGGUUCAUCCUGAAUGCCUCAUCUCAACCGAUCUCUUAGAAAAAAUCUUGGGUGGUAUCUGUUUCUUCUUUUUUUCUGCUCUGUUACUGGUUCUGUUGUCAUUAAAAUUACAUGGCCUUAAGUCAGCCCAAUACUUUACAUUUCCUCCUAGUCCACACGGGAAGAGUGCAUGUGGAGUGGAAUCCCGCAGCGUGGGGUCAGGAUGCCCCGCUCAGCUGUGUAACCGUGUUGUGCACGUGGAGGAAUUCGCACUCCACAGAGCUGCAGUGUCCUUGGCCUGGGAGCUGUGAGGAGAAAAGGAACUGUGUUUUUGCCUCUGUUUUGGGGAGGGGGCAGGGGAAACAGAAUGAGCUGCUUUGUUCAGAAGAAAUGUUGCUAAUUCUGUUUACCUACAGAAAUGUUAAAUUCAGAAAAAAUGCUGAUUUCCAGCUGUAAAAAUAUUUUAAGUGACUGUUCUGCAGCAUUUCUGGGGCUUUAGGAAUGAACUGUUCUGUGGAAGUUGUAAAAUAUCAAGGGUGUCAUGCAGUAAUGGUAAUAUCCUGUGUGUGUUCCCGUUCUUAAGAUGACUUUGCCCAAAUGGUGCAUCCACAAAUUGUGGUUUUUAUGUUUGGGUAACUAAAUACUUUUGCCUUUUCAGUCUUGUCAGUAAAGAUCUCUAAAUGUAUGUUAUGGUCUGCAAGAAAUGUUCAUUGACAGUGACCCAAAAUGUUUGGGUAACAAAAUCAAGACUUAAAUGUAUGUGCUCUUAAAGAUUCUUUUGCAGAAAUGGUCACCAUCUGUUUUUAAUUUUCUGCUCUUUCUCACCUUAUUCAUUUAGGUGGUUAUUUG